AUGGGCGAUUUACCAAGAGAUCGAGUUAUCCCAUCUCGACCAUUUGAAAAGUUGGGACUCGAUUUCGCUGGUCCCAUAAUUACUAAACCUAAUCUAAAAAGAUCUAGGGUGACUUUAAAAUCAUACAUUGCAAUUUUCAUAUAUUUUAGUACAAGAGCUACUCAUUUUGAAGUAGUGUCUGAUUUGACUACUGAGAGUUUUUUAGCUUGUCUUAGGAGAUUCAUAGCUAGGCGGUCAAAACCCUCAAUCAUAUGGAGUGAUAAUGCCACUAAUUUUAAGGGCGCAAAAAAUAUUUUGGAUUCUCUGCUAAAAGCAUGCAAAUCGGAUUCCGUGCAAAGAUUUUGUGCCAAGGAAGGUAUAGUGUGGAACUUCAUACCUCCAGCAUCUCCUCACUUCGGUGGAUUAUGGGAGGCAAAUAUUGGAGCUAUGAAACGGAUCUUGUUGAAGGUGACUAAAUCAACAGUGUUGACUUUUGAAGAGCUUACUACGCUGGUGACACAGAUUGAAGCAGUUUUGAAUUCAAGACCACUGUGUCCUCUUUCUGCCGAUCCAGCUGAUAUUCAACCUUUGACACCUGGCCAUUUUUUGGUGGGAGCACCACUGUUGUCAAUACCAGAACCCAGUGAUUCCUUGACUAACAUUUCUUUAUCUUCUAGAUGGUCUCUCAUCCAGUCUCUUAGAUCCAAAUUUUGGAAAAGAUGGAGUCAAGAAUAUCUCAACUCCUUGCAGUCUCGAGCUAAAUGGAAACUACCUGAACUGAACAUCAAACCCGGACAGCUGGUACUCCUGAAGGAUAAUAGCAAGAGCCCCAUGGAAUGGAACUUGGCCCGAAUUGAAAGGAUAUAUCCUGGAACAGAUGGACUAGUCCGUGUCGCAGACAUCAGAACCCCUAAAGGAAUUUUUCGGCGAAGUAUCAACAGACUCUGCCCACUCCCUUUCGAAGAAGGUGUUGGACAACUGUCCAACGGGGGCCGGGAUGUUCCGUCUUAGAGACGCCUUUCCCCUAUUCCAGCUGUAGUCAUCAGGAAACCGGCGCAUGCGCAGUUUCUGUUGAACUUUGAUACGCUUCUUUUUUAUUACUUUAUGAUUCAGAAUUUUGUAAUGCCUAUUAGAGAUGUAACGGAUGUGUCUCCUGUUGCUGUGUGUGCGCGUGCUUUUGUGAUGUUAUGUUAAUGUGCUUCAGAUGUCUUCGUCAGUAGCUGCUUUAUGUA
Messenger RNA from Argiope bruennichi, 1211 nucleotides. RefSeq lists its product as uncharacterized. The transcript has a single exon. Bases 1 to 990 code for a protein of 329 amino acids. Gene Ontology annotation, biological process: DNA integration. The record is from RefSeq and is a predicted model, not a curated record. Gene Ontology annotation, molecular function: nucleic acid binding. NCBI's taxonomy places the organism in Eukaryota, Metazoa, Arthropoda, Arachnida, Araneae, Araneidae.